Neogale vison (American mink) is the source of this 2607-nucleotide messenger RNA. RefSeq names its product ASH2 like, histone lysine methyltransferase complex subunit (gene ASH2L). Gene Ontology annotation, cellular component: Set1C/COMPASS complex. The coding region runs from base 39 to 1949 and encodes 636 amino acids. The record is from RefSeq and is a predicted model, not a curated record. The transcript is spliced from 17 exons. Gene Ontology annotation, molecular function: transcription cis-regulatory region binding; protein binding. Lineage: Eukaryota; Metazoa; Chordata; Mammalia; Carnivora; Mustelidae.
AGGUAGUAUUCUCGCGAGAACUCUGGGAGGCGGCAGUGAUGGCGGCGGCGGGAACUGGACCCGGACCCGGAGUGGAUGCAGGACCCGGCCCAGCAGCAGCCGCAAAUGCAACAGCGGCGGAAGAAGGGGAGACAAAACCGGUGGUAGCGGUGGCAACUGCCCCGGCUGGAGAGGGGACAUCUGUUGCUCCAGUAACGGAACCCGGUUCUGGAGAGGCAGAAAGCGGGGAUGCAAAUUCAGUCGAUGUAGGUGGUGGUUUGGAGACAGAAUCCUCUAAUGGAAAAGAUACACUAACACAGGAAGGUGCUGGGGAUACUUCAGAGGUGAUGGAUACCCAGGCGGGCUCGGUGGAUGAAGAGAAUGGCCGACAGCUGGGGGAGGUAGAGCUGCAGUGUGGGAUAUGUACAAAAUGGUUCACAGCGGACACCUUUGGCAUAGAUACUUCAUCCUGUCUACCUUUCAUGACCAACUAUAGUUUUCACUGCAAUGUGUGCCAUCAUAGUGGGAAUACCUAUUUCCUCCGGAAACAAGCAAACUUGAAGGAAAUGUGCCUUAGUGCUUUGGCCAACCUAACAUGGCAGUCCCGAACACAGGAUGAGCAUCCGAAAACCAUGUUCUCCAAAGAUAAGGAUAUCAUACCAUUUAUUGAUAAAUACUGGGAGUGCAUGACGACCAGACAGAGACCUGGGAAAAUGACUUGGCCAAAUAACAUUGUUAAGACAAUGAGUAAAGAAAGAGAUGUAUUCUUAGUAAAGGAACAUCCUGAUCCUGGGAGUAAGGACCCAGAAGAAGAUUACCCCAAAUUUGGACUUUUGGAUCAGGAUCUUAGUAACAUUGGUCCUGCUUACGACAACCAAAAACAAAGCAGUGCUGUGUCUACAAGUGGGAAUCUAAAUGGUGGAGCCUCUUUUGGAGGGGGAAUUGCAGCAGGAAGCAGUGGCAAAGGAAGAGGAGCCAAGCGCAAGCAGCAGGACGGCGGGACCACAGGGACCACCAAGAAGGCCCGGAGUGACCCUUUGUUUUCUGCUCAGCGCCUUCCCCCUCAUGGCUACCCCUUGGAACACCCGUUUAACAAAGAUGGCUAUCGGUAUAUUCUAGCUGAGCCCGAUCCCCAUGCUCCUGACCCUGAGAAGCUUGAACUUGACUGCUGGGCAGGAAAGCCUAUUCCUGGAGACCUCUACAGAGCCUGCUUGUAUGAACGAGUUUUGUUAGCCCUACAUGAUCGAGCUCCCCAGCUGAAGAUCUCUGAUGACCGACUCACUGUGAUUGGAGAGAAGGGUUACUCCAUGGUCCGGGCUUCUCACGGGGUUCGGAAAGGUGCCUGGUACUUUGAAAUCACAGUGGAUGAGAUGCCUCCAGACACUGCUGCCAGACUGGGCUGGUCCCAGCCCUUAGGUAACCUUCAAGCUCCCUUAGGUUAUGAUAAAUUUAGCUAUUCAUGGCGGAGCAAAAAAGGAACCAAGUUCCACCAGUCAAUUGGCAAACACUACUCUUCUGGCUAUGGACAGGGAGACGUCCUAGGAUUCUAUAUCAAUCUUCCGGAAGACACAGAAACAGCCAAGUCACUUCCUGAUACUUAUAAAGAUAAGGCUUUGAUAAAGUUCAAGAGUUAUUUGUAUUUUGAGGAAAAAGACUUUGUGGAUAAAGCAGAGAAGAGCUUAAAGCAGACUCCCCAUAGUGAGAUAAUAUUUUAUAAAAACGGUGUCAAUCAAGGUGUGGCCUACAAAGAUAUUUUUGAGGGGGUUUAUUUUCCGGCCAUCUCACUGUAUAAGAGUUGCACGGUUUCCAUUAACUUUGGACCAUGCUUCAAGUAUCCUCCAAAGGAUCUCACUUACCGCCCUAUGAGUGACAUGGGCUGGGGCGCUGUGGUAGAGCAUACUCUGGCUGAUGUCUUAUAUCAUGUGGAAACAGAGGUGGAUGGGAGGCGCAGUCCGCCAUGGGAACCCUGACCAGGUCCCUCUUUCUUUGCAGCUGUGGACUUUCUGGGGAAUAAAUUGGGGAGGGGGGAUCUGUUUUUUUGUUUUUUGUUUUUUUUUUUAACUAUUGCAAACAUUCUCCCAAAGAUACCGCAGCACAGAGCCUCUCCUGUUAGCAAGUGAAAAGUGGGGGUGAGACUGGCAGAGACUGCCUGCCCUGCAGCGCGUCGCCCACUUCUGGUGACUGCUUCUGUUUUGUGUGCCAUAUGCCAGCGGCUGCUGACCCUCGGAUCCCAUGCGCUCCCUGUGAAACUGGUGCUGUCCAAUGUAUCCCACCAACUGGGACUCGAUACCUUGCUGUAUUUUCUACCGAAUGAAUAAUCUUAUCCAAGUAGCUAACUUAUUUAAAGACAUUUCUUUUUGUGAUGUGGAGUUCAUCCUAUCUGAUUUCCAAGGAAGUAAUUGGCUUGAAUCUGAGAACACCCGAAAUCUGUGGCUGUACAUUCCAGAUCUAAAAGGUCUUUCCUUUUGAUGUGGGUUUUUAUUCAUUUUGAAAUAUUUUUGAACACUGGGGUCUCUGGAACCACUAGGUCUGUAGAACUGUAAUUGUGGGGGAAAAAAAAAAAAAAACUUGCUUGCAGCUUUUUAGAAAUUCUUCCCAAAUAAAACUGGUCUUCAAGUGUGUGUGACA